CACCGGGCCGCGCGCGGCGGAGCGCGCUCCCCCGCCGGGCCCGGCCCCGGCCGCCGCCGCCGCCGCUUCCCCCCGCAUGGAGCCGCCGCGCCCGCCCGCGGUGCCGCUGCCCGUCGCCCGCCGCCGCCGCCGCGACCCGCCGCCGCCCCCUCCCCCCGAGCCCGGCGGCGGCGGUGACGGUGCUGGCGGGGCCGCCCCGAAGGCUGCUCUCCCCUGCGGCGGCCGGGGGCUGCCGGCGGGAGCCGAGGGCUGGCUGCCCGCGCCGGGGGAGCCGCUGCCGCGCCGGGAGCCGGCCAGCCAGGAGGCGAUGCUGCGGGUGCUGGACGCCGGGCUGGAGCGGUGCCUGGCGCUGCACUCCCCCUACAUCCCCGUGCCCCGGCACAGGAAGCUCUCUGGCAAGGCAGGCAUCGAUGAGGUGAUGGCGGCCACGGUGCUCACCAGCCUCUCCACCAGCCCGCUGGUGCUUGGUCACCCCCCGGCCACCCCCGCCCCAGAGCCCAGCGGCGAGGUCUGGAAGGAGGCACCUGCCAUGUCCUCCAGCUGCAGCAGCAGCAGCAACACCAGCGGGGACUGGAGCUGGGACCCCCCUAGCGACCGCUCCACCCCCUCCACCCCGUCGCCCCCCCUCUCCAGCCACGUCCCCAGCACCUUCCUGCCUGCCCCACUGCCGGACGAGGGCCCUGAUGAGCCUGACGGCACCCACUUCGUCUUUGGAGAGCCCAUCCCGCGGAAGAGGAAGAACUCCACCAAGGUGAUGUUCAAGUGCUUGUGGAAGAGCUGCGGCAAAGUCCUCAGCAGCUCCUCAGGGAUGCAGAAGCACAUCCGAACUGUGCACCUUGGCCGGAAAGCCGACCUUGAGCAGAGCGACGGUGAGGAGGACUUCUACUACACGGAGCUGGACGUGGACGUGGACUCACUAACAGACGGGCUCUCCAGCCUGACGCCCGUCUCACCCACCUCCUCGGUGCCGCCCGCCUUCCCUGGCCCCGAGGCGCAGGGGCCGCCGCUGCCGCUGCCCGAGCUGGCGCUGGGCUCCCCCCGCAGCCCCCCGGCCCCUCUCAGUCUCUGCCACGUCCACACUGACCACGCGUACCAGGGCUGCCCGGCCCCCCACCGGCCACCAGUGCCCCCCACUGCGCCCGCCCCACCGCCACCCAAGCCGCCCGCCGUCCCCAGGAGGCCGCGGGGGGAGGCCAAGAAGUGCCGCAAGGUGUACGGCAUGGAGAACCGGGAGAUGUGGUGCACGGCGUGCCGCUGGAAGAAGGCCUGCCAGCGCUUCCUCGACUGACGCCGCCACCGCGGUGCUCCCUCCUUCUUGCACAUUUUGCACUUGAGGUGCCUUCGCGCCCCCCCCCCGCCGCCCCGGGGCCCCCCCGGACUCAGGGAACGGCCCCCCCAAAAGCUUUAUGCACACAGCCCCCUCCUCCUCCCUGCCACGGAGCUUGUGCCCCCCCCCCCCCCCUCCAGCCCCCUGGCCUUUUUAUUCCCCUUUGAAAAUAAGCUAAAUCCAACCCCUCCAACCUUUCCCGGCACUGCGGCGGGGGGCUGGCGGGGGUGGCCAGCUGCUCCUGGACCCCCCCCUUCCCAUGCCAGGUUGGGGACCCCCCCCGGGGCCGGGGGGCUGCCAUUGCUCAAAUAAGCUGUGCCUGCGGCCGGCGGGGGCUCGGCAAAGGGGGUGUCCGUUCCUGCCCCCCACCCGCUCCUGGGGGGCACCCCCAGUGCCCAGGGCACAGGUGGGCGCCUGCCCCCCCCCCUUACCCCCCUCCCAGGGGUUUUUUACUCUUUGUAUCGUCGUUUCUCUCUAUUUUUCGUAUCGGGGGAGCAGCUGCUCCCGCCGGGGCGAUGCUCCGGGAAGUGCCUGCAGGAACGCGCCCAUUUGCACUAAGCCAAACUGCACAAAGAGGUUUCUUUUUUUUUUUUUCCUCUUUUUUUUCUUUUUUUUUUUUUUUUUUUUCCUUCGUGUGGUUUUUAUUUUUUAAAUAAAAUAUAUGAAAAUUCGUAUUUUUAAAUACUCCCUCCCAGGGCAUGAGAACGCACUGGCUGCAGCGCUGCGGCUCUGCGAUGCCUCCAGCCCUGGGGGGGUUUUAAGGGGCUUUAUUCCCUUCAAACCCCCUUUCCAGCCACCCACCCCAACCCCUUUCUCCCCAUUAUUCCCAUCACUUGCCUGCCCAGCCAGUGGCUCAGGACCGGGUUUGGCAGCCCGCCCCCACACCCCUCCCCAUGGAGGGAUGGGUGGGAUGGGGACAGGGCUGCACCAGGGCAGGCACCCGCCUGGCAGGAGGGUUCCCUUCCUAUCAGGGACCCCCCCCCUUGCAGGGGGUCGGACGGCUUCGGCCCCAUGGGCUGGGCUGGUGCUGUGCCAGGCUGGGCCCCCGCUUGUCCCUGACACGGCGCCAACGGGGAUGUGACGUGUCAGAUCCAGAAGAAAAAAAAAAUAAAUAUUUGGAUUUUCUUUUUA
Messenger RNA from Falco peregrinus (peregrine falcon), 2458 nucleotides. RefSeq names its product SLC2A4 regulator (gene SLC2A4RG). The record is from RefSeq and is a predicted model, not a curated record. Gene Ontology annotation, biological process: regulation of transcription by RNA polymerase II. The coding region runs from base 77 to 1288 and encodes 403 amino acids. NCBI's taxonomy places the organism in Eukaryota, Metazoa, Chordata, Aves, Falconiformes, Falconidae. Gene Ontology annotation, cellular component: nucleus. Gene Ontology annotation, molecular function: RNA polymerase II cis-regulatory region sequence-specific DNA binding; DNA-binding transcription factor activity. The transcript is spliced from 8 exons.